AUACGUGUGUGUGUUUAGUGGGGCGGGAAGGACGGCAAAACGGAGCCUUGUGUCCUGUAGCAUUUUAGGGGUUAAGCCUGGAAUAGAUUUGAUUGAGCGGAAAGUGGUGGGGAGAAGUGGAGAACUGACGUCAAAGAUCAAGGCUGGGCCGGGCUGAGCCUUCAUCAGAAAGGUGCUACUAAUACGCAGGACAGAACAAGACACGGCUGUAGAGGAGAGCCGACGGGAAGCAGCCGCAGACUCGGCCAGAGGGCGCUACAGUCCCAACAAGUUGCAAGUGCGACGAGGCUUUGCUGCCGUCUAGCAAAGUGAAGCCCCACCUGUGCAGGUGCCUUCAGGCCCACCCAAAAAAAAAAAGUAGCUACAGUUUCAGAAGGCCUGAGACAGCGAGCAAGAGGUCCGUCAUGUUGCCCUUGCCCUCCAGGCGGCAACGAAAAGCUAAGCCUGCCCGCCCCGUCAAUUCUUCGGAGCUCCCCGGCCAUGAGGGCGAGGGCGGCUGCGGCGCUUUCAGCACCGUCUCGCGGCGCCUGCUGAGCCAGCGACUGCCCAAGUGCGCGCGCUGCAGGAACCACGGCGUGGUGUCCAGCCUCAAGGGCCACAAGCGGCUGUGCCGCUGGCGGGAGUGCGCGUGCGCCGCGUGCUUGCUGGUGCUCGAGAGGCAGCGCGUGACGGCCGCGCAGGUGGCGCUGAGGAGGCGCCAAGACCAGGUGGCCGGCCAGGUUAAGAAAGGAAUGAAGAGCAGUGAAUGUUCAGUUUCUGGCCACAGAUUAAACUUCCAUUGCAAGACCAAGCAGACUGCCAGGUUGUUGGCUAGACACUCACCGGAAGCAAAUAGUCCACCCUCCCAGGAAACAGAACAUUGCCUUUCUAGCCUCAGUGAGAGAAUGAGGAAAAGAAGGGCAUUUGCAGACAAGGAGUUGGAAUCAAUAAUGCUGGAAAGGGAACUUCGACAAAGAACCUUUGACGGAUUUGCUGCCCAUCAGAGAAGACAGCUGCUGAGCAGAGAGCAUUUACCAGCCCUUGAGGAAAACGUAUUCCAAAGUGGACAUGAUUACCUUAAUUACUUGACAUGCGUUAACUCUGGUAUGUUGAAUAUUUGUUUUCCUUUGCUGCAUUCAAAUACCAAGGUUCUAGACUAUGGACCUUGCAUUUAUAAAAUCACAGACACUUCUCCUUUGAAUGUAGCUUUUAUCACAGCAAGCCAAACUGAAGGUGGCACUUCACAGAAACGUACCUGUGAGGAGAACAUGAAUAAAUACCUAAAUGUGUACAGAGAAAAUAAUUGUGACUGGAAGGAGCAAGCUCUGUCCAGUGUCUUUUCCAGAGAUCUUCUCUUACUUGAGAAUAAUUGGAGCCCCAAAAUAAUAAAACUCCAAGAAAAUAAAGAAUUAAGAGACAUGGCAGCCAGAUACUGUAUUUUGUGCAAUCAUCACUCAAAACAAGAAAAUCACAAUGUUAAUGAUACAGGUCUUGAAGUCAAGGAGGAUGUAAGGCAUUUAUCUCAAGAGUGUUGCUCAGAAAUAAACAAGCAGAUACUGUCUUUUUCAGUAGAAUCUUUAUUAAAAGUUUAAAUCUAUUAAGUAGCUUGGAUGGCCAGUAUUCUUAUGAAAUAUUAAUAAGGAAGUCUCCCUACUAAAUAAAUAUUCAUAUUGUAUGUAUAACUGUAACUCUUCUGCAAGUAAUUAACAUCAUUGACUCCUGUUCCAUUUCUGAUGUAGGGGGAAAACGUUCUACUUUGUUGUGAUACAUUGGAACUAGAUCAGUGUGUUCUGGUAAGAGUGAGGAUUUGCAUCUUUAUUUUCAUGAAUGUUUAUGUUUGUAAAUGUGUUCAACUGGGCUUUUUUCAUCCAUCUUGUUUUGCUUAUAAGUAAAACAUUAUUUGCCUGUAUGAAGCUGCAAAAUAUUACCAGGCAUAUGGCUUCCAGUAUAUUAUAAAAUACAGUGUAACUAUUUGCAGAGGAAAAACCAGGUGAAAAAAUAUUACAACAUAGCAUAAUGUCAUAACAUAACUUUUUGUUUUGAUCAAAUUACUGGAAGUAACUGUGAUACAAAUCACCAAUUUUUGUGCCUAAAGUUCCUGAAAGUCCCUGCAACUGCAGCUUCUUUCAAACAGGAUCUGAAAAUCUAGUUUUAUCCUUUGCUGAAGCAGGGUAAUUGGUAACCAGCAUUGCCAUUUGAUUAGCCAUAUCAUUCGGAUUAUGAUAUGCUCCAAGCAGAGAGGCUACCACUGCUAUAAAAAAGAAAAACAUGCACCCAAACUGACAAAAAAAUAAUCUGGGACAAGGACGGGUCACCACCACCACUGUCAUGGAGAAGAGGGUCAGCAGAAACAGAAGGGGAAAUUAAAGAACUAGGGUGUGUGCAGUGUGAUCUGUCCCCUACCUUUUAAGGGUGGCCAUGCCCACUGUUGUUUCUGGUCAAGAAGGUUUUACAGAUUUUGUACUACAGUGGUACCUCAGGUUAAGUACUUAAUUCGUUCCGGAGGUCCCUUCUUAACCUGAAACUGU
Molecule: messenger RNA, 2507 nt
Organism: Podarcis muralis (Common wall lizard)
Lineage: Eukaryota; Metazoa; Chordata; Lepidosauria; Squamata; Lacertidae
Source: RefSeq, a predicted model, not a curated record